GUGUUGCAGGACUGUAGUCCGUUAAGAACUCUGCUCUGACGCCCCGUUGACAGACUGCUGUUUCGGUUAGCUGUCGUUCAAGUCCAGAUCAUCGACCGAGUCCCGCUCAGUGGCUGAACAUCGAAAAUGGGGGCUUGUAUGGCAUUAUGUUCACUUGCAAGUUGUGCCUCGUGUUUAUGUGGCUCUGCUCCAUGUCUUCUGUGUGGUUGCUGUCCGUCAUCCAACAAUUCUACAGUCACGCGGCUGGUCUUCUCCUUCUUCCUGUUGCUGGGAACACUUGUGUCUAUUAUUAUGAUCCUGCCUGGCAUGGAGACUCAGCUUCGCAAGAUUCCUGGAUUCUGUCAAGGCGGAAGCACCAUACCAGGUGUAGAGAACCAGUUUAACUGUGAUGUGAUUGUGGGCUACAAAUCAGUGUACCGCAUGUGCUUUGCCAUGGCUUGUUUUUUCUUCCUCUUCUCUGCCAUCAUGAUUCGUGUACGGACCAGCAAAGACCCCCGUGCAGUCUUUCAGAAUGGGUUCUGGUUCUUUAAAUUUCUGAUCCUUGUUGGUAUCACUGUUGGAGCCUUCUUCAUCCCUGACGGAACAUUUCAUAACGUAUGGUUCUACUUUGGCAUCGUGGGUUCCUUCAUGUUCAUCCUGAUCCAGUUGAUCCUGCUUAUUGACUUUGCUCAUUCCUGGAACGAGGUGUGGGUGAGAAACGCUGAAGAGGGCAACAGCAAAUGCUGGUACUUUGGUCUCCUGUUCUUUACUAUACUGCACUAUGCCCUGGCCUUUGCUGCUGUGGUGCUCUUCUACCUGUACUAUACAAAGCCUGAUGCCUGUGCUGAACACAAGGUCUUCAUCAGCCUCAAUCUCAUCUUCUGUGUCAUCAUCUCUGUUGUGUCCAUUCUACCCAAAAUACAGGAUGCUUCUCCUCAAUCUGGUCUGCUGCAGUCCUCUCUCAUCACUUUGUAUACCAUGUAUGUCACAUGGUCUGCCAUGACCAACAAUCCCAAUCGGGAAUGUAACCCCAGCCUGCUCAGCUUGGUAUCCAACAUCAGCAGCAGCUCACAGCCGACCCCUACCACCACCCCAGGAACGGUGCAGUGGUGGGAUGCCCAAGGCAUCGUGGGAUUGGUCAUUUUCCUCUUUUGCACUCUUUAUGCCAGUAUCCGCUCUUCCAGUAACGCUCAGGUGAACAGGCUGAUGCAAACAGAGGAGGGGAAGGGCUCGCAAGUGGAGAGCAAAAUGGAAGAGGAUGGCCUGCGGAGGGUGGUGGAUAAUGAGGAAGAUGGGGUCACCUAUAGCUAUUCUUUCUUUCACUUCCACCUCUUCCUGGCCUCGCUCUACAUUAUGAUGACCCUCACCAACUGGUACAAGCCUGACACAACUACCCAGGCUAUGGCGAGCACCAUGCCUGCAGUGUGGGUGAAAAUCUGCUCCAGCUGGCUGGGACUGGCACUGUAUCUCUGGACCCUCAUAGCCCCAGUUCUCCUCUCGAACAGGGAUUUCAGCUAAGCCGCUGAGCCUCCUUAUGUAUAUCUGUAUGUGUGAGUGUGAGAUGGUGUGUUAUCUACUUUUGCCCUCGUGUUGUGAAGCUGUAUCUAAUAAUAUGAAGGAUAACUGAGGGGAUAUAGGUUAAAUGAGUGAAGUGUUUCUCACUCUCUGAUGUUCAUAAAAAAGUCUGCUCUUUAUUUUUCCUCUCUUUUUCCUGUGAUGUGGUAUGACUGUAGGUACAGGUUUCUUUACUGGUGCAAUUUUACACUUAUACACAUGAUUCUUUUAAAAUCACUUCUUGUAUGCUUGAAUGGAAAACACUAAACAAACCUGAUACUGUACACUUUUGAGAUAAUAGGUAAAGAUGCACAACAGGCCAUCUCCUAAGUGGUCUAGCCACGAAUACACCAAUACAAAUAUGCAUGUUACUGCUGCUACUAACCGUCUCUACCUGAAAUGAAUACACUUUUUACAGGAACUUAAUUUCUCUAUCUGGGUCGAAUUUCAAUCUUUUAGUUAGUCAAGCACUUUGUCCUUAAGCAAUUUCAUGAUAGAUUGAAGCAUGUGAACUAGGCUGAUGUGUAAAACUGCGUUGGCCAUUGGGGCAAAGAGGGGGCUGUUUUGUUUUUUUUUUCUUUUCCUAUCGAGCCCCUCGCUGGAGCCCCAUAAAGGCAAUGUGUCUGAGAGAUAAGCCUAAUUAGACACACCCUACUCUACAGCAACUCAUACUGCAUCCCUCCUACAACUUUGCUGAGCAGUCAGAGUUGUAAUUUGACCUCUAAUCUGUAUUUGAAAUAUAGAUGGCGGUGCUCUUUCUACCUGUCCUCGAUAUUUGUGUGGGUGUGCAUUGGUAGAUCUAAGAUAAUCAAAUGUGCAAAACCAUGCUGUAUAGUAUCACACAAUGACUCCAAUAACAUUUCACUGCUGGAUAGGAUGUGAAUGUAGUGAGCUGCACUAUCACUUUUGAAAUUUCAUAUGCUACUAUUCAUAUAUCACUUUUUCAUACUUUUUCAUAUGUUAUGUACUUUUGUUAAAUGUUUUUGGUAAUUUCCCAUUUUAAUAUUAUAUAACAUUAUUUGUACAUGGUUAAUUUUUCAUGCAAGCACACAUUGGUUGCUUCAAACAAUUUUAAAGCUUUAAAUAUUGUAAUAAUUUUAAUAUUUGUCCUGUUGUUGUCUUGUGAUGAAGAUGUAUUGUGAAUACGAAUGGGGAACUAUAUGAAUUUGAUAUAACUCUAUUGCUUGAAGUAUUCUGGAUGUUUUUGCCAUGAGUAUUGUGAAUAGUCAAAUGCCUGUAUUCAGAACUUUGUUCAACUGGUAACAUAGGAAGACUUUGAUUGUAAUCUUACUAACUAAGCAUGUAGAUGCAUCUGGCAUUCUUGCCCAUAGUAAGCGAUUAGCACAAGCAUAAUGGUACAUUCUUAAUAUUUAAUUAGCAACAACAUGCAAGAUGUUCAGUAGUGUUGAUGCACUAAAAGUGCCUUUAUUGAUGACCUGACUUAUCAAGAACUUCCAGGCUAAGACCCUGACCUGAAGACAGAAGUGCCUUCCUCAUUUUUAUACCAUUCAAAAGUACCAAUACUGUUGUUACACAGUGUUUCUGCACCCAGACAUAUCAGUUCUUUUAGUGUUGAUUGAUCUGCAUCUGCCAAUGUUUGUUUUUUUUUUUGAAUAAACCAUUCUGUAAUCAGUG
This is a messenger RNA of Pygocentrus nattereri (red-bellied piranha), 3168 nucleotides long. It is a transcript of the gene serinc2l, whose product is annotated as serine incorporator 2, like. Gene Ontology annotation, cellular component: membrane. Lineage: Eukaryota; Metazoa; Chordata; Actinopteri; Characiformes; Serrasalmidae. The coding region runs from base 127 to 1497 and encodes 456 amino acids. The record is from RefSeq and is a predicted model, not a curated record. The transcript has 10 exons.